This is a messenger RNA of Spea bombifrons (plains spadefoot toad), 4452 nucleotides long. RefSeq names its product family with sequence similarity 13 member A (gene FAM13A). The coding region runs from base 128 to 3433 and encodes 1101 amino acids. The transcript has 25 exons. The record is from RefSeq and is a predicted model, not a curated record. NCBI's taxonomy places the organism in Eukaryota, Metazoa, Chordata, Amphibia, Anura, Pelobatidae. Gene Ontology annotation, biological process: signal transduction.
UGUGUGUGUGUUACAGUGAGUGUGAGCUCUGCAAGCCAUCACACAGCGUCCGCUGCCGGGGCAGUCACACACUCAUGCUUACGGAAGCCUGUUGAUUCUCUUUAAUUUUUUUUUGCUAUGGCACAAGAUGCCUAAAUUCUUAAGCCGACAAUACAAGAGCCAGAAAAUGCAGCCCCCUGUUGUUUCUGCUCACGAUUGCUCUCUCUUCCUCUACUCCUUCAAGCAAAGCAAAGCUGCCGUACGAUUGAAAGAAGAUAUGAAAAAGGUGGUGGCGAGGCCUGGCAGAGGGCAGCCUUCCGUGCCACGCACAAAAGUGUUUGGGGCGCAGCUUAAGGACUUGCACAAGGAGGGACUGGUGAUGAACAGCGUCCCGAGCGUGGUGUGGAGUGUCGUGGAGUACUUGAGGAGUGAAGGGAUGACUCAGGAGGGGCUAUUCAGAGUGAAUGGAAACGUCAAAGUGGUCGAACAGCUGCGUCUUAGGUAUGAAACUGGAGAACCAGUGAUGCUGGCAGAUGACACGGAUGUCCACUCGGUCGCCAGCUUACUUAAACUGUUCCUCCGAGAGAUGCCAGAUGGUAUAAUCAGUGCUGGAAUUGUCCCCAAGUUUAUUCAGGUUUACCAUGAAAGUGGAAAUGACACACAGAGAGUAAAUGGCUUCAAGAAUCUGCUAAAAGAAUUGCCGGAUACCCACUACAGCCUGCUCAAGUACCUCUGUCACUUUCUAACCCAGGUGGUGGAACACCAAGCAGAGAACCGUAUGAAUUGUUAUAAUCUGGCUACUGUUUUUGGACCAAACUGUUUCCAUGUGGCCUCUGGGUUUGAAGGUAUGAAGCAGCAGGAAACCUGCAACAAAAUCUUGGAGAGGUUGCUGGAAGAUUAUACUAAAUUCUUUGAAAGUGAACACACUGAGAAAAAUGGGCUGCGUGAAGAUGUGGCAAGAAUCAUUACUGUCAAAGAGUAUAAUCCAGAGAAGCCCCUUUGUCCUGAAAAGAGCGUUGAAGCGGAUGACUGCAUCCCAUCCCCAAGGACAAAGGAGGUUGUCAUUGGCUGUCCCAAUAGACAAUCGAAUAAUUCCGUAUUAGAGCUUGACAAAUCAUCAUCUCCAAGAAGAAAGGAGGUUCUUCUUGACAGCUGCAUCGGGCAGUCAGAUAACUCCAAAUUAGAUGUUGUCAAAUCAUCGUCUCCGAGAAGAAAGGUCAUCAAGUCUAAGGUUGGAGUGCGACUGCCUGAAUUUCCUGUGCCUCAGCCAAAAACAUCUGAAGGAAUCCCCCAGACCAGUGCACGCGUUACAGAAAUGGCAGCCUCUCCUGAGGACAUGGACCUACUGGAUCACAUCUCCUUACCUUCUAGCAGCACAGAGUCCGUUCACAGCUCCCAAGAAGAUGAACGGCCGAUGUCCCCCUUCUACAUGAGUGGUCACGUGACUCAAGUUAACACCGUCCCAGCUGGCAGAGAACUUCUGGAGAGGACCAUUCGAACAGCUGUGGAGCAGCAUCUCUUUGACGUUCUUGGUCCUGGAAGCCAAAGUUCAGAAGAUUCAGAAUCUGGGACGUCAUCUCCUUCAACCAGCCUGUCUGCAAGACAGAGGAGAAGACAUUUGAAAGAACAUGAUGAAACCCGGAAAAAACCAAGAGACAUGGAGGUGAUUAACAAGGAGAACAUCCCCUCUGGAUGUGGGAGCCUUGAAGAGUGUGGCUUGACACAGGAAGGGGAGAAGCUUCAGGAAAACUGCUCUGGAUACAUAGAAGAAAGAAGUAAACCAAAGAGGCAAAAAUCAAGCAGCAAGCUUUCUGAGCUCAACGACAACCAGGAGAGUACGCUGAGUACAGAAAACUUUAUCUCCUCUAAAAGUGUCGACAGACAGGAGUUUAGCGGCAUGGAAGUGCUGUCCGAGGCAAGCAAAGACAACGAAAAUGACAGAGAGUAUUUCAGACCACCCCCGACUGUAAAAAUGAAGAUUCAGGAACCCCAGAACAAUUCUGAAGCUAAACAGCAGAGAGGUCUGGAGGUCGAUGCUGUGGAGGAGAGCUUCGUCCCAGAGGUGCCACGUCUGGACCUCACAUCAUUGUGUGAUGACAACAACUGGGAAGAACCAGUUCCUGCUCAGACCUCAUGGGAUCGGGACCCUGCAGACCCCGAUGAGGCCCGUCUGUCUCCUCAAGCAGGACGUCUUAUCCGCCAGCUUCUGGAAGCAGACAGUGACCCUAUGCUGUCUCCUCGUUUUUAUGCCUAUGGGCAUAGCCAGCAGUUCCUGGAUGACACUGAGGUUCCUCCUUCACCGCCAAACUCCCAUUCAUUCGUGAGUCGGAGACGCAGUUCCUCGCUGGGAUCACAUGAAGACGAUAGAGAUGAAGAUCUGACACCGGCACAACUCACUCGCAAGAUCCAGAGCCUCAAGAAAAAAAUACGCAAGUUUGAAGAAAAAUUUGAGGAAGACAGAAAAUACAGGCCUUCUCAUCGCGACAAAGCUACCAACCCAGAGGUCCUAAAGUGGAUGAAUGAGCUGGCAAAGUUCCGUAAACAGCUAAAAGAGUCCAAAUUAAAGAUCUCAGAAGAGGACCUGGUUCCUCAAGUGCGCCAGAGGAGCAACACCCUGCCCAAAAGCUUUGGCUCCCAACUCGACCGGGAGGAAGAAAGGAAGCAAGAAGUUGCAGAGAAAAUAACCAAGCCUUCAAUAGAAACCACAUUGGAGUCUAUCCAGAAGAAGCUUGAGGAGAAACGAGCAGAGGUGAAUCGACCCGACGAUGUCAAGGACAUGACCAGAGAUCAAAUUGCAGCAGAGAAAGUGUCCCUUCAGAAAGCUUUGCUUUUUUAUGAAAGUGUUCAUGGCAGGCCAGUAACUAAGAACGAGAGGCAGCUAAUGAAACCACUGUAUGACCGAUACAGACUGUUCAAGCAGAUUCUCUAUCGAGCAAACACCAUCCCAGUCAUUGGAUCCCCCUCCAGCAAGAGGAGAAGCCCUUUGCUGCAGCCAAUAAUCGAGGGUGAAACAGCAUCCUUCUUCAAGGAGGAAGAAGAAGAAGGAUCAGACGAAGACAGCAAUGCGAACACAGACUUUGCCGUUACUAUGAAGCCAGGGUUCACUGUAAAGAGUUUUUUAGACCAGCUAGAGGAGGACGCAGAUGGCUUUGUAUCACCGGUGGAUGACAAGACCCCAUCGAAGAGCAGCCAAGACCUUGGGCUUGGAAACCUUCAUUCUGCAUCAGUGUCUGAGCUUCUCGAACAACUGCAGGAAGCAAAGGAAGAGAAAAAGAGGAUAAGGAAAAAACUCAGAGAUUUUGAGGAUAAUUUUUUUAGGCAAAACGGAAGAAAUGUUCAGAAAGAAGACCGAACACCCAUGGCUGAAGAAUAUAGUGAGUACAAGCACAUGAGAGCAAAGAUUCGACUACUAGAGGUUUUAAUCACCAAAAGAGGCACUUCACAGCCAGUGUAAUGGCGGGAAACAUUUUUUCAGAACUGGAACAGCUUGUAUCCUAAGAUUAAACUACACUAAGCCGGUUGGGAAGGUUUGCCAACUGAAACUAAAGCUACAUCCUCAAAGUGAUGGUUGCUUCAGACUUUUAAAGUGCCCCAACGGUACUGGAUGCUCUCGUGAGCAGAAGUGGUCUUCUUUUCUUCAGGAGGAGGAUGCUCUUAUGACACAAGUAUUCCUGCUUAUUGGACAACGGGAUUGGAAGGCAGUUUAUUUUAAACCAGCAUCAAGGUACGCUCCAAACCCAAGGUACGACUGCAGUACAAGACGUGUACGUUCGUUCGGAGCCACCUAAAUACUACUAAACACUAACCUGAACAUGGGGGAUGGUAUGUCCUGGAAGGACUACUGGUUACAAUACCAUUAUGGAACUACAUGGAUUACAGCUGCUUUGCGUAAACGGGCUGUAUCAUAUCUUUUAUCUUGUUAUACCAGUCACAAGCCGUAAUCUGGCUGAUGGAUGUAAAACACAGGGAUUUACACUUGGCUCUGCAUCAUAAAUGGAUCUUGUCCAUUGACACACUGGUACUGAAUUGCAUAUCCAGGAUGAUAUAUUACCUCACGUUAACACAAUUUAAGUGAAAGCGAUGGGAAACGCUAUGGAUUUGGAUUGCAAGUCUUGGUCCAUGUUGUACUUUUGGCAUCCAUUACACCUGAUGGAAAAACCUUGCUUUCCUAUCCGAACUAGAUUUUUACACCACAAAGAGGUAGACAGAAAAUGGGGGGAAAACUAUUGGAUGAGUUUUCAGACUUACCAUCAGAGUUUAAACUGUCUAUAUAAUGUUCAUUGGUGACUGGUGGACUUUUUUUUUAACAAAAUUAUCUUUGUUAACAAUAUUAUGCGUUAAUUACAUUUGUGCAGUUUCUUUAUUGCUUUACCGUUACACACAUUGAAGAUGAAUCCCUUCCCUCCUUUUGCAGCAUGCACUUUCUUCUUUAUAAAAUAACUGUAAUGCUUAUAAAGAACUAAUCCGACUGUC